GGAAGGGAAGGGGCUGCUGGCCUCCUCUGGGGAGGUGAUUGACAGCUCCUGGAGCCCAUGGCCCGCAGGGAGAGGGUGGGACUUCCUGGAUGCUCGGUCCUGUCUCCUGCAGCCCACUCCCCACCCUCUGCAUCUUUGGAGCUGCCACCUGCAUCCUCUGGGAGCCCCUGCCUGAUUGCCUCUUCGCUGGAGAGAUCGAUGACAUUGCCGAUGGUGCUGUGAAGCCCCCUCCCAACAAAUAUCCCAUCUUCUUCUUUGGUACACACGAAACAGCCUUCCUGGGACCCAAGGACCUGUUCCCAUACGACAAGUGCAAAGAUAAGUAUGGGAAACCCAACAAGAGGAAAGGCUUCAAUGAGGGACUCUGGGAGAUCCAGAACAACCCUCACGCCAGCUACAGCGCCCCUCCGCCGGUGAGCUCCUCUGAGAGCGAGGCCCCCGAAGCUGACCCUGCAGGUAGGAGCGACGCGGAUGAGGAUGAGGAGGACCGGGGGGUCAUGGCUGUCACAGCUGUGACUGCCGCAGCCACCAGCGACAGGAUGGAGAGUGACUCGGACUCCGAUAAGAGCAGUGACAACAGUGGCCUGAAACGGAAGACAUCGGCCCUGAAGAUGUCUGUCUCCAAGCGCGCUCGGAAAGCCUCCAGCGACCUGGACCAAGCCAGCGUGUCGCCCUCCGAAGAGGAGAACUCAGAGAGUUCAUCUGAGUCUGAGAAGACCAGCGACCAGGACUUCACCCCCGAAAAGAAAGCCGUGGUCCGGGCACCGCGGCGGGGCCCCCUGGGCGGCCGGAAGAAGAAGAAGGCGCCCUCAGCCUCGGAUUCGGACUCCAAAGCUGGUUCCGAUGGGGCCAAGGAGGAGCCAGUGGCCGUGGCAAGGCCAGCGUCUUCCUCCUCCUCUUCCUCCUCCUCCGACUCCGAUGUGUCUGUCAAGAAACCUCCUCGGGGCAGAAAGCCAGGUAGGGCCUGCUCCUGGGCUCGCAGUGGGGACGAGCUCAGGGAGGACGAGGAGCCCAUCAAGAAACGGGGCCGCAAGGGCCGGGGCCGGGGGCCACCCUCCUCCUCCUCGUCCUCCUCCUCGUCCUCCUCCUCGGAGCCCGAAGUGGAGCUGGAGAGAGAGGGGAAGAAGUCCACCAAGAAGUUGCAACCGCAGAGCACAGAGCCCACAAGGAAGCCCAGCCAGAAGGAGAAGAGAGGGCGACCUGAGGAGAAGCCCCGGACCAGGCCCACGAAGGUAGAACGGACCCGGAAGCGGUCGGAAGGGCUCCCGCUGGACCGGAAGGGGGAGAAGAAGAAAGAACCUUCUGUGGAGGAGAAGCUACAGAAGCUGCACAGUGAGAUCAAGUUUGCCUUGAAGGUCGACAACCCGGACGUGAAGAGGUGUCUGAAUGCUCUGGAGGAGCUGGGGACCCUGCAGGUGACCUCUCAGAUCCUGCAGAAGAACACAGAUGUGGUGGCCACGUUGAAGAAGAUCCGUCGCUACAAAGCCAACAAGGAGGUGAUGGAGAAGGCGGCGGAAGUCUACACCCGGCUCAAGUCACGCGUCUUGGGGCCCAAGAUUGAGGCGACCCAGAAAGCAAACAAGACCGGAACAGAGAAGGAGAAGGCCGAGGUGGACAAGGCGGAGAAGCUUGCCGGGGAGGAGACCACCAAGGAGCAGGCGGAGGACGAGCCCAGCCUGCGUGUGGAUCUCUCGGCCCCUGUGAACGGAGAGGCCAUGUCGCAGAAGCGGGAGAGCAUGGAGGACAAGGAGCAGGAGGAUGGGCAGGACUCGGAGGAGGGCCUGCGGCGCAGCUCCUCGGAAGACCUGCACAACGAGUGGCUGCUUUCCCAUGAGCCUCCAGGACUGGCCUGGCAGGCGCCAUUCUCCAGCACGGCCACCUGACCCACGGCAGCCAGUGCCGAGGGCCGCAGGUGUGCCCCUG
Messenger RNA from Fukomys damarensis (Damara mole-rat), 1923 nucleotides. It is a transcript of the gene Hdgfl2, whose product is annotated as HDGF like 2. The coding region runs from base 90 to 1883 and encodes 597 amino acids. Gene Ontology annotation, cellular component: nucleus. The transcript is spliced from 15 exons. The record is from RefSeq and is a predicted model, not a curated record. Lineage: Eukaryota; Metazoa; Chordata; Mammalia; Rodentia; Bathyergidae. Gene Ontology annotation, molecular function: transcription coregulator activity; double-stranded DNA binding. Gene Ontology annotation, biological process: regulation of transcription by RNA polymerase II.